Penaeus indicus is the source of this 2322-nucleotide messenger RNA. RefSeq lists its product as uncharacterized. The record is from RefSeq and is a predicted model, not a curated record. The transcript has 6 exons. NCBI's taxonomy places the organism in Eukaryota, Metazoa, Arthropoda, Malacostraca, Decapoda, Penaeidae. The coding region runs from base 233 to 976 and encodes 247 amino acids.
CGCGAACGUGCCCGCGGGGGAUGUGACUCACUCGUACGAACAUGUAAAGCGGCGCGGCGGUUCCAGGCGGACACAGUUGAGGUUCGACUACCGCUGCGUGAACAUCGUGUGCCGGCGCUUGCUUGGCCCUUGUCAGCCUCGCAAAAUCCCUGCAGCACCGAGACGAGAGACGAGAUAGAUUGUCUCCGGAACCUCCGUUGAAGCCCCGAGGAAUCGUGCGAGCGUCGUGAACAUGACCUGCUGUACCCUGCGGUGUGUCAUCAAGUGCGGCAUCUUCCUGGCCGCCUUGGACAUCAUCCACGCCGUCACGAGUUUUGGUUUCUAUGGCUACCAGUACAUUAUCGAGAUGUGGUACUUGUGCCCGAUCGACCUCGCGGUGGAGAAAUGCCACAAUAAGAUCUAUAUCUUCGAGCAGAUGUUCGAGAUGCGAUGUUACAUCGGCGUCGGGGAGGGCAUCGCGGGCAUCUUCUGCUGCGCCAUCUAUAUCCUCGCGUUAGUCAAGCGCAAGCCCUCCCUCACCUGGCUGUGGCUCAUCAAGUCCUUCGCUGUCAUCGGCGUCAACAUCUACUACCUGAGCAACUGGGUCAUCAGACAGGGCCGCUACGACCACCUGGAGUGGGAGAAGCAGACGUACGAGGACGAGUUCAUCUGGGCAGCCGAAGGCCUCACCCUCGCGCAGAUUCUCAUCAUGCUGUUCUACUGCCUCAUCGGCGGCCUCUUCACCUACAAGGUGGUGGAGGAGAAGCGCGCCAGCCGGAGGAGCCUCCGGUCGCGCCGCAAGUGGAACUCGCACGACGCGACGGCGCCCCCGAUGGGCUACGACGACGAGGAGGCGCAGUACCUGAACCAGGCCCUGACCAACAGCGAGAAGACCCUGCCCGUGCGCGCCUCCAAGCAGAGCCUGGCCGCCGCCUCGCAGCACAGCAUGACGGAGCUGGACCGCCCCGACUCCUACAAGCACUCGACGGGGGUCUAGAGGCGCCAGCGGGCCUGAGGGCGGACGAGCCUUUUUUAUUAUAUUUUGAUACUUGUUCUCCCCGGAUCUCUCCCUUACUUUCUUGCGUCGAGAGCUCGUUGAUUUUUCCAAUCCUUAAGGGAGGACUCUCCUGGUUUCCGCUCGUCGCCAGCUAGCUGAUAUUUGAAUCAAAUGUUUGAUCUAGUCGGCGGAAAUAUUUUUUUCUUUUUUUAUGUGUGAGUCAUGGCUAUUCUUUCCCUUGCAUGCUUCGUGGCUUCUGACAUCUGACUUAGGCUUCUUUGUUUCGUUCUCUUUUCAUUUUAUUUUAGCUCACGUUUUGGAAAAUAAGAAGGAAAGGAGAGAAGAGAAAAAAUGGUUGAUCUUUGAAAACGGAUCUCCUAGUCUUGAGGCGAACGUAUGCUCUUGUCAGAUUUAGAAAUAAGAAUAUUUCGAAAGCGGAAGCGAACGACAAAUGGCCGACUUUUCGUGCCGGGAAAUAAAUCUCAGUCAUGGCUUCUCAUUUUACUGAAGGAGUUUUCUUUUAAAAAGUUUAUUGAUUUCCAAAAAGUGUUGACACACAACUGUAGAUUUAAGUGAUGCGUCAUUAGGAAGUUGACGCAGACGCACUUAUCCGCUCCGAAGGAUAAUCAUCUGAAAAUGAUGUAAAAAGGUACAUUUUCAUAUUUCCCAGCGUGGUUAUUUGGUUCCUCUGUUUUAUUAUUACUUUACUACUAUUACUGUUAUAAUUUUCUAUCAUUGUCAUUAUUAUUAUUAUUAUUAUUAUUAUUAUUAUUGUUAUUAUUAUUAUUAUUAUUAUUAUUAUUGUCAUCAUUACUAUUAUUAUUUCUACCACUAUAUUUUUCGCAAAAGGUGUGACCUUCGCUAGGAGUGCCAAAGACAGAGUGGCUCGCAAGGUGCAGCCAAGGAGUAAAAAUAACUGCUAAUUUUUUGAGGGGUCGGUGCUGCCAUCUAUUGGGCAGCAAGACAAGUGUGAUGUCAUGUGUAUUGUAUGUUUAGUGCUGGUAUUUAUACUUGAUUGCUUAAAGAAUUCUGCAAAUGACUGCAUUACUUCUGUUGCAUCGUUUGAAGCAGGUUCAAUCUGCCAAAAUGAAACUGUUUAAGAGAAACCGUCACUUUGAAGACGAAAAAAAAAAUAAUUGUGAACUGUUUUGAUGAUAAGAUUUGCGGUGUACAGACUCUAGCUCGUUAUGUAUAUAUGAUGCUCUUCAGCAGUUAAGGUUAUAAUCAUCCAUUAAUUCACGUGAUCAUCGACCUUCCCGUCCCAUGCCAUCCCCGCGCGCGCGACUCUGCCUGCUCGGGUCCUCUGUAUCAUCUCUACAUUAUUUUCAAUAAAAUGUAGAAAAUUG